This is a messenger RNA of Ziziphus jujuba (common jujube), 2188 nucleotides long. Its product is annotated as OBERON-like protein. Bases 333 to 2081 code for a protein of 582 amino acids. The transcript has 3 exons. The record is from RefSeq and is a predicted model, not a curated record. Gene Ontology annotation, cellular component: nucleus. Lineage: Eukaryota; Viridiplantae; Streptophyta; Magnoliopsida; Rosales; Rhamnaceae.
UCUCUCUCUUUCUCUCCCUCUUUGGGUUUUCUUGCUUUUGAUUUUUUUCUUUUUUCUUUUUUCCUCUUUGUUUGCUGAGAAAACGGUGGAAAAUGAAAAUAGAAUGUUUUGGUUCUUUUUUUUUUUUUCUUUUUUUAUAUUAAACUGAUUGGAAUUGAAAUUAAGACGGCAGUCAAAGUGGAAGUAGCUUCUUGUUUUCUCUUUUAAGGAAGUUUGAGAGGCUGAGAAGCUAGAUAGAUUUGAAAUUUUGGAUUUUUAUUUUUCCUGAGUUUAUUUUCUGGGUAUCAAGGAAAGAUUCUUCAGGCGGAGUUACAGAAUAGCAGAAUUGGUUGAUGGGUACAUCAUCUGGUUCUAAUAUCCACCACCAGCCUUCAUCGAAAAUGCUACCCCCACGCCAGCAGCCGCGUCCUGGAGGCCUACAGACCUCUCUGUCUCUUGUCUCUUCAGAUCCUCGGUUCUCCCCUGAGGAACCCAGAUCAAAUUCUGAUCAUAUUCGUGAGUCCCCUACAGAGAGUGCCAGUUCUCGAGACACUUGGCCUACUGCUGAUGCCAUCAUGGCAAAGAAGAUAGAGAAUGGGAAAAUGGAUAAUGAUUGCCCUGAGCAAUCAGUUGUUCGGCGUGUUUCAAGUGCAGAUAAGAUAUCACUCCGGGACAUAGCAAGAGAUAGGGUUGACGUAAUAUCUGAAAAAAUGCAUCGUUUACCUGAUGAGUAUCUAGAAGAAGUAAAGAACAACCUGCGGGUUAUCCUUGAUGGAAAUGGUGGUACACAGCAUAGAGAGGAAUUUUUUAUUUUGCAGAAGUAUGUUCAGAAUAGGGCUGAUUUAACUGCUAAGACAUUGAUUAGGGCGCACAGGGUACAGCUUGAAAUCCUUGUUGCAAUUAACACAGGGAUUUUGGCAUUUUUGCAUCCCAAUGUCAGUCUUUCUCAGACCUCCCUCAUUGAGGUUUUUGUUUACAAAAGAUGCAGGAAUAUAGCAUGCCAAAACCAGCUUCCAGCUGAUGAUUGUACCUGUGAGAUUUGCACCAACAGAAAUGGCUUCUGUAAUCUUUGUAUGUGUGUAAUCUGUAAUAAGUUUGAUUUUGAAGUGAACACUUGCCGCUGGGUUGGCUGUGAUUUGUGCUCUCAUUGGACUCACACUGACUGUGCUAUCCGUGAUGGACUAAUAUGCAUGGGUCCUUCAGUUAAAAGUGGAGCAGGUCCCAGUGAAAUGCUUUUCAGAUGCCGAGCUUGUAACCGGACAUCUGAACUGCUAGGUUGGGUCAAAGAUGUUUUCCAACACUGUGCGCCUGCCUGGGACCGGGAUGCUCUGAUGAGAGAACUUGAUUUUGUAAGUAGGAUCUUUCAUGGGAGUGAAGACCCCCGGGGGCAGAAACUCUUCUGGAAGUGUGACGAUCUAAAAGAAAAUUUGAAAAAUGGGGUUGUGGAGUCAACAGCAGCUUGCAGAGCGAUACUAAUAUUCUUCCAAGAGCUUGAGGUGGAUUCACCAAAGAGCCUUGAAAAUGGGGAAGGUGGACGACUAAUAGCCCCUCAAGAGGCUUGUAAUCGAAUCGCUGAGGUGGUGAAGGAGGCUAUAAGGAAGAUGGAAUUGGUAGCUGAUGAGAAGAUGAGAAUGUACAAGAAAGCCCGUUUGGCUGUUGAGGCUUGUGACCGUGAACUCCAGGACAAGGCAAAGGAAGUGUCGGAACUAAAGCUAGACAGGCAGAAGAAGAAACUACAGAUUGAAGAGCUGGAGAAAAUUGUGAGGCUUAAACAUGCAGAAGCUGAUAUGUUCCAACACAAGGCAGAGGAAGCAAAAAGGGAAGCGGAGAGGCUGCAGAGGAUUGCUCUUGCUAAGUCGGACAAAUCAGAAGAAGAAUAUGCUAGCAGUUACCUGAAACAGCGGAUGAGUGAGGCUGAAGCUGAGAAGAAUUAUCUAUUUGAGAAGUUAAAGCUUCAAGAUAGUUCACGGGCAUCGCAAAGCAGUGGUGGGGGUGAUCCUUCACAGAUGCUAAUAUAUAACAAAGUGCAUGAUCUACUCUACAAUGUCCCACCUAAGACAGAGGGCUCAAAUGAACGCCUUCCAUUCAGGAAGAAUCCUUGAGGAUUAUAUGCUUUUAAUUUCUAGGAUGUUUAAUGUAUGAUUAACUAUAUCAUUCCCAACUUCAUUCUGUGCUGAACCUAAUGUGAAUGAAAUGCCAUCUUUGUUUA